Molecule: messenger RNA, 1278 nt
Organism: Oldenlandia corymbosa var. corymbosa
Lineage: Eukaryota; Viridiplantae; Streptophyta; Magnoliopsida; Gentianales; Rubiaceae
Source: the annotation of a GenBank genome assembly
CUCAGCUAAACUCUUUAACACAAAAAGGAACAACUGCCCCAAAACUACCAUCAACUACACACUUCAAGCCAUAACCUAACACUAGAAAGAAAGGGAAAAAAAUGAGCAACUCUGGUACUCUGUUCUUGCUAGUUUUCUUCUCUUUUCAUUGCCUAACUUCAAGCACUACUGCAAUAGCACCAGCUCCUGCUGUUGUUGCCGCCCCAAACACCACUUUCGUCACAACCCCUUUCAUCAAGGAAGCCUGCAGAGCCACUAGAUACUACCUUUUAUGCAUCCAAUGCCUGACCCCUUUCUCCAAAAUAGUGAAACAGAGUGAGAGGCAAAUAGCCAGAGUCGCUUUAGCAGUUUCCUUAGGCAAAGCUCGAUCCGCAGCAGUGUUUGUAACCAAGUUGGCUUCAGCAAAGAGACUCCAGCCCAGAGAGUAUCAGGCACUGAAGGAUUGCAUGAACAACAUGGCGGACAGCGUAGAUCAGCUCAACCAAUCCAUGCAAGAAAUGGGUCGGGUGAACAAUCGAUUGGCGGGUCAGGAUUUCAUAUGGCGGAUGAGCAAUGUUCAGACCUGGGUAAGUGCUGCUUUGACUGAUCAGAACACUUGCAGUGAUGGGUUUUCUGGGCGUUAUUUGUAUGGGGCUAAAUUCAAGGUUAUUGUAAGGAGAAGAGUUCUUUAUGUUGCUCAAGUCACUAGUAAUGCUCUGGCUCUGGUGAAUCGGUUUGCAUCCAGAUAUCGACCAAGAAUUAAUUCAGCCCCCAGUACUGUUCCUUGAACUUGAAAAUCUCCCCUGUUUUACUUUUUUUUUUCUUUUUUCUACAGUCCUUCUUCAAGCUCUGAAAGUUUUGUGCUUGUAAAUGGUUUGUACUUUGUAGUAUUACUGUAAAACUUUGAAAGUACUGUUAAAGAAACUGUGAAGUGAGUGUGUGACUGUGUGAGAGAUUGUGAGUACUAAAAAUGUGGUACAUGUAUCCAGUUUUUGUGCCAUGUUCUGUUGCAACUUUAGUGCUCUGUUUUUGUAUACUCCUCCAGUAAUGAAGCUUAUAUUAUGUGCCAUUGACUAGUAGAUAGUUUAUGAUUUGUGAGUCGUGCAUUUUAAACAGAGCAAUUUAAUGAAAAGACAGAGAUCAUAACUGGGAUUUUUCGACAUGAUUAGUGGAAAGACUUUCACUGAUCAUUAAAUGGUAUCCAUCUUCAUGACUUCAUCCUGAUCAUCAAUAAUUAAGGAAAAAGAAAAAAAAACCGAUGACUGAAAUUUUAAACUAGUCUGAUACUCUGAAAACCUG